AUGAUUAGUAAUGGUUUUGGUUUUGUGGAGGUAUCUGAUCUUGGCAAGUAUCUUGGGGUUCCUGUUUUACAUCGUUGGGUCACCACGGCCUCGUACCAAUAUCUUAUUCGGAGUGUAGAACAGAAAUUAAGCGGAUGGAAAGCAAGAACACCUUUGUUAGCUGGUAGAAUUGUUCUGGCUAAAAGUGCACUUGCAGCGAUUCCCACUUACACCCUUCAAACUGCUGUUCUUUUGGAAUCAACAUGUCUAGCUAUUGAGAGAAUCAUUCACCGUUUUAUUUGGGGGAGUACAUCUAGCCGUGGAGGAAUUCAUUUAGUUAAAUGGCAAGAUGUGUGUAAACCUAUUUCGGAUGGAGGAUUAGGCUUCCGUAAGAUUGACAAGCUUAACAAUAUUUUUCUCAUUAAAUUAGCGUUUCAUAUUAUUACUAAGAGGGAGUCCCUUUGGGUUCGCUUCAUUAGAACGAAAUAUAAAUGCGAUCAAGGAGUGCCUCUAGAGUUGUGUAAUUUUACCUGCUCGAGGUUGUGGAAGGGUUUGAGCAUAGUCUGGAACGAUGUUCGAUCAACGUUGAUUUAUUCUAUUGGGUCGAGCACGGAUACGGAUUUUUGGUUUGAUCUAUGGAUAGUUGACAUAGGACCGCUGGUUGAGCACGUGAAUACUGAGUAUAUAUCGUCGAUACAACAUAUGUCAGUGGCGUCGAUGGCUGCUUCUAAUGGAGAUUGGCGAUGGCAGGAGUUUGAUCACCUUCUACCCCUGGAUGUUAUCCUUCGAAUUGCAAGAAUUAAAACUCUGGAUAACAGACUGUCGUCUGACACAAUUGGAUGGAGAGGUGACAAAAAUAUAAUAUUUUCAGUUAAAUUCGCUUACAACUGA
Molecule: messenger RNA, 870 nt
Organism: Hibiscus syriacus
Lineage: Eukaryota; Viridiplantae; Streptophyta; Magnoliopsida; Malvales; Malvaceae
Exons: 1
Coding region: 1-870 (289 amino acids)
Source: RefSeq, a predicted model, not a curated record